GCAUAAUAUUAUCAAUAGAUAAACAAAAACAAACGUGACGUCGUAGAGAGCAGAAACGAAACAAAACAAAACUUCACAGCAGCAACUUCUUCUCUUCUUCUCAUUCCCCUCUCUCUCAUCUCCGGUUCAACCCCUCUCUCUCAUCCCAUCCGCCGUUUUCACUUUUUUCAAUUCUCUCAACACUUUUCAUUUCUCACGUCACGCACGCCAUUACCAUGAAAUUUCUCUCUCCCUUUUCUCUCUGAAAUUAACCGUCUCUUUCUCUCGCUCUUCGAAACGAAGGAGUGAGAAUUAGGUUGUUAUUGUUGCUGAAGACGAAGAAGACGAACAACAUCAACAACAAUGGAGUCGACUGAAUCUUCUUACGUCUCAUCUCCAGAAGGACCGAGGAAGCACGCUUCUUCGCCUCCUCCCGAAUCACCUCCUCAAGAUUCCGUGGAAAAACCAACAUAUGUUAGGUUUUUGGUAUCAAACUCUGCAGCUGGUUCUGUCAUUGGAAAGGGUGGUUCGACUAUCACUGAUUUUCAGUCACAAUCUGGAGCUCGAAUUCAGUUGUCACGCAAUAAUGAAUUCUUCCCUGGAACCACUGAUAGGAUUAUCAUGGUAUCUGGUGCUAUCAAUGAAGUACUACGGGCUGUAGAGCUCAUUCUUUCAAAGUUGCUCAGUGAGCUUCACAGUGAGGAAGACAAUGAUGUUGAACCAAAAACAAAAGUGAGACUCGUUGUUCCUAAUGGUUCUUGUGGUGGAAUAAUUGGCAAGGGAGGUGCUACCAUUAGGUCAUUCAUUGAAGACUCUCAAGCUGGCAUUAAAAUAUCUCCUCAAGAUAAUAGUUACUAUGGACAGAAUGAUAGGAUAGUGACAGUGACAGGAACUCUUGAUGAGCAGAUGCGUGCUGUUGAUUUAGUUGUUUCUAAAUUAGCUGAAGAUUCUCAUUAUUCACAGUCAAUGAAUACUCCGUUUUCAUAUUCUGGUGUUUAUGUCUCGGGUUAUCAAGGUGUUCCAUAUACAUAUGUGCUUCCAUCUGUUGCACCACCAGCAUACAACGGAGUGAAUUACAGACCUAAUGGUACUGGACCAAAAUUCCAGAACGGCAAGGAGGAUAGAAGCAACUCAAUGACCAUUGGCGUUGCAGAUGAGCAUAUAGGGUUGGUUGUUGGCCGUGGUGGAAGGAAUAUAUCUGACAUUAGUCAGGUUAGUGGAGCAAAGAUAAAGAUAUCAGAUAGGGGUGAUUACAUAUCUGGAACAACUGAUAGGAAAGUUACCAUAACAGGAUCACAGAGAUCAAUUCGUACGGCUGAAUCUAUGAUACUGCAGAAGGUUUCUUAUGCUACUGAGAGAGUGGUGGAGUAGUAUGGAAGUUCAUCUGUCUACUGUUAGAUUCUUGGUGAAAGUUCUUGCUACUGCUCAUACAUUUGCUGAAUUUUGGGAUUUGUUUACAUAAACUACUGUCAUUUUAUAUACUUAUGGAGUUUAUUGUAGUGGGAGAGGGCAUGUUUUUUUUUCUUAAACUUAGAUCGUUCUUACAGGAUUUCUUCUCAAACCCAUUCAAACGAUAAUAUCUAUUGGAAAAGGGCUUUCAUGCAUUUUCCAAAUGUAGUCUUUAGAUCUAGUAUAUUCUUUUGUUGUAAGUCAACAGUUGCUAAUAUCAUACUGAGAGGACAGUCCUUAUCCUAGUAGCGGUUGACUUGUAUCUUCAAUUACUGGCCUGAGAUAGGAUCUGAAACUUGUUUAAUUGCAGUUGCCGCAACUGAGAAUUAAGAAUUCAUUUGUGAGUUGUCAAAACCCCAA
Messenger RNA from Vicia villosa (hairy vetch), 1788 nucleotides. RefSeq names its product protein BTR1-like. Lineage: Eukaryota; Viridiplantae; Streptophyta; Magnoliopsida; Fabales; Fabaceae. Gene Ontology annotation, cellular component: cytoplasm; cytosol. The transcript has 8 exons. The coding region runs from base 343 to 1350 and encodes 335 amino acids. Gene Ontology annotation, biological process: regulation of gene expression. The record is from RefSeq and is a predicted model, not a curated record. Gene Ontology annotation, molecular function: mRNA binding.